UACUGUACAGCUGUAUAAAGACUACUACCACAGUAUAGUGCCAGUUACGUGCAUGUCUAAUUAGCUGAGUGCUUUUAUUUAGCGAUGGCUGCUGUAACGAGUCUAUGGUUGAUCAGAGUUUUGCCAGUUCUCAUGGCGAUGUGGAUGGUCAACUCCCAGAAUGGUGUGUCCAUCAGGUUCAUGGGUGUGGAACUGACUAGCGGUAUCAGCCGAGUUUGUUUGAGUGACAUUGGAGAGCAGCUACAAGGAAUAUCAGACACUGUGGAGGGUCCUGCCCUGGUGUGUGUCACUGACAACCCCAACUGUUGCAGGGCAGUGGACAGUCCUAAUGGCGGGGAAGUCGGAGAGUGGAAAAUAAAUGGAUUUACAGUACUUGGUAUUAAUCAAAUCCCACCACUUCGCAUCUAUAGGAAUCGAGGUACUGGUCUGGUGCGAAUCAAUUAUCGACCUAAUGCUGAAGGCAACCCCUUACAAAGUGUAACUGGACAAUACUGCUGCACGAUACCUGAUAUGAGCGGUGUCAUCCGGACACUCUGUGUUGAUGUUACACUCGAUGAUGCAGAUUGCAAUACAUCAACUAUGCCACUACCUACUGCUACCAGUACGGCUACUGUAACAGGCUUCACUGACAUCGUGCCCCCCACAACUGACCCCCCACCUGGAUCAAGUGACCCCCAGCUGGGUGCAAUCGUUGGUCCACUAGUUGGAGUGAUUGUUGUACUCAUUCUCAUUAUAGUGAUUGUUAUGGUUACAUGUACAUCGCGGAGAAAGAAAAGAAAUGGACAAUCAGAAGUAAACAUUCCAACGAAUGAUCUUACUAAUCGUUCCUCUGCAAUCAACUCGGAAAACAUUUACCUGAAAACAAACCAGGCUUAUGGAAGUAUCAAGCAUGGAGAAACAGCUGUAACUGUUACUAACCAGGUUGCUAACCCUUCCUACGAGAGUGUGCCCCCACCCAUUUCCCAACAGAGUGUAGAGUAUGACUGCAUUCCUGACCUACUCCAUGACAACACACCAGCUAGUAACAGUGGAGACGGGACUGAGGACAGUAACGGUGGACCUACUUCUCUAGUGUAUGAGGAAAUACCUGCCUAGCUUAAGUACAUUGUACACAAACAAGUGCUUGUAUGUUUACUUUUAUGAUAAAUAUUCACGUUUAAAAAAGAAGGCACAACAUUCCACUUAGUAAUCCAUUGCCUAACGUCAUGAAUUGGUUGUUUUUAUAUUUACAUACGUGUAUAAAAUGUCGCUUUCAAAAUGAGCAAAGAGCUUAUAGCUACGAUUUGCUCAUUUGCAUUAAUUGAUAUAGUGCAGUACAAUAUCAAUAUCCAGUUGGACCCUUCUCGACACGACAACUUCUAUGUGAGGACUGCUC
This is a messenger RNA of Halichondria panicea, 1375 nucleotides long. RefSeq lists its product as uncharacterized. NCBI's taxonomy places the organism in Eukaryota, Metazoa, Porifera, Demospongiae, Suberitida, Halichondriidae. The coding region runs from base 85 to 1095 and encodes 336 amino acids. The record is from RefSeq and is a predicted model, not a curated record. The transcript is spliced from 4 exons.